CAGCACCAGGUAGUAAAUACUCUUUGUUUUAUAGCUAGCCUCCAACAAUGUUGCCUCGACUGUUUCACAUAGUCACAGCAAUAGCCUUUUUGCUGGUGACGUGCCAUGCUUGGGACCUCCAAGAAGGAAUUCUCAGAAUCCCUGGACUGAAUGGACUGCCUGUGAAAGAAGGAAAGCCUGGUUUAAAAGCAUUCCCAGGACUGCGAGGCCUAAUUGCUUCUUAUGUUCCUAAAUUACAAGCAAUCAUGAAAGGAUUCCACAAUCGAAUUGCCAGACUGGAAAGAGUCCUUACUUUGGAUGGGACCAUAAAGACAGUUGAAAAAAAAAUGUUUGCUACCAAUCGGCAAGAAGGCAAUUUUCAGACCACAUUGGAAGCAUGCAAACAGGCAGGCGGCUCCAUUGCAUCUCCCAUGAAUGAGGAGGAGAAUGAUGCUGUUUUCAGUAUUGUGAGGUUAUUUAACAAAUGUGCCUAUCUGGGCACAGAGGGGCGUGGGAUUCCAGGUGAAGUCAGUUCCCUGAAUGGAACAGCCCCAAAUUAUACCGACCGGCAUGCAGGUGAGCCCAGUGACAUAGGGGAAGAAAACUGCAGGGCAAUGUGCACGGACGGUGCUUGGAAUGGCACAAGUUGCAAUCACGACUGCCUCACUAUCUGUGAAUUUUAA
Caretta caretta (loggerhead turtle) is the source of this 662-nucleotide messenger RNA. Its product is annotated as pulmonary surfactant-associated protein A2-like. Lineage: Eukaryota; Metazoa; Chordata; Testudines; Cheloniidae. Gene Ontology annotation, biological process: ossification. Gene Ontology annotation, molecular function: growth factor activity. The record is from RefSeq and is a predicted model, not a curated record.